Ictidomys tridecemlineatus (thirteen-lined ground squirrel) is the source of this 3196-nucleotide messenger RNA. Lineage: Eukaryota; Metazoa; Chordata; Mammalia; Rodentia; Sciuridae. The record is from RefSeq and is a predicted model, not a curated record.
UGUCGCCCUGUCCCCCGCCCCUCUGGCCUCCCGUCCCUUCUGCAACCAUCCAAUAACUUAACUCCCCUGCCCGGGAGGGGGCUGGCGGCCGCCCUCCCCUGUUCCGCCGCAUCUUGGCGCUGUCCGCGGUGCCGACCGCCAGUCCCCUGAUUGCCGUUUCCAGCCGCCGGGAUCUCGGAGGCGUCCAGCCUCCCCACCGGGCCUCCGACCUCUCUUUCUCCAGGCACCGCAGACAUAAAUCACGGUGGGAGACAGGCUUGGCUCCCCUGCGCCGGGAAGUCGCUGAUCCCCUCCCGCGGGCUCACGCACGGUUUUGCAGUAGUGGUGACAGCUACCGCCGAAGCAGGCGCUGGGGAAGCAAUUGAUUCGUCUCCUGCCGGCAGCCCGGAGUUGCCUACGCGGACAGGAGAAGGGGAGCCGGAGCCGAGCAAGCAGGGCUCACACCGGGGAAGCUUGAUCCAUGUGGAGGACAGUCUGACGGAGUCACCGUCUGCCCCCCGCCACCGGGAUUGACUUCUCCGCGUCCAGAGCAGAGGCACUUCCACCGACUGAGCUUUCAAACCAAGUCAUCGGGACUUAGCGUCCUCCCACCCGGCAGGGAAGGAGGGGUUGGCAAGAGCUGGGCUCGCCCGUCUCCCCUGCAAUCCGCCAGCAUCACGGAGCACCCGCCGUCCACCAUGACGGACACCGUGGUCAGCAACAGCGCCAACCGAUGGAUGUACCCCAGCGACCGGCCCCUGCAGUCCAAUGAAAAAGAACAGCUCCAGGCAGGCUGGAAUGUCCACCCCAGCGGUCAGCCCGACAGACAGAGGAAGCAGGAAGAGCUGACAGACGAGGAGAAGGAGAUCAUCAACAGGGUGAUCGCUCGAGCUGAGAAAAUGGAAGAGAUGGAGCAGGAGAGAAUCGGGCGCCUGGUUGACCGACUGGAGAACAUGAGGAAGAGCGUGGCCGGGGACGGGGUGAACCGCUGCAUACUGUGCGGAGAGCAGCUGGGGAUGCUGGGCUCGGCCUGUGUCGUGUGUGAGGACUGUAAGAAGAACGUCUGCACCAAGUGUGGGGUGGAGACCUCCAACAACCGCCCGCACCCCGUGUGGCUCUGUAAGAUCUGCAUGGAGCAGAGAGAGGUGUGGAAGCGCUCUGGAGCCUGGUUCUUCAAGGGCUUCCCCAAGCAGCUCCUCCCACAGCCCAUGCCCAUAAAGAAGAGCAAGCCCCAGCCGCCCGCGAGCGAGCCUGCCGCCCCAGAGCAGCCUCCUGAGCCCAAGCACACCGCCCGUGUUCCAGCCCGAGCUGACACUGAAGACAGAAGGGGCCCGGGUCCCAAAACAGGACCUGACCCAGCAUCUGCUCCUGGGAGAGGAAGCUAUGGGCCUCCUGUGCGCAGGGCCUCCGAGGCCCGCAUGAGCUCAUCUACCCGGGAUCCAGAGAGCUGGGACCAUGGUCAAGGUGGGGGAGCUGGAGACGCCAGCCGCAGCCCAGCAGGAUUGAGACGAGCCAACUCAGUCCAGGCCUCGAGACCCGCCCCAGCCUCCGUGCCCAGCCCAGCACCUCCUCAGCCUGGACAGCCAGGGCCCCCAGGGGGCAGCAGACCCGCGCCAGGGCCAGCAGGGCGCUUUCCAGAGCAGAGACCAGAAGUGGCUCCCAGCGACCCUGGCUAUACGGGAACCACGACCCCAGCCCGUGAAGAGAGAACAGGGGGAGUUGGGGGCCCUUAUUCCCAAGCAGCCGCAGCUGCGCCCCAGCCUGCCCCCGCCCCCACCCGCCAGCCACCCCCGGAGGAGGAGGAGGAUGCCAACAGCUACGAUUCCGAUGAAGCAACCACCCUGGGUGCCCUGGAAUUCAGCCUGCUCUAUGACCAGGACAACAGCUCUCUGCAGUGCACCAUCGUGAAGGCUAAGGGACUGAAGCCCAUGGAUUCCAAUGGCCUGGCCGAUCCCUAUGUGAAGCUGCACCUCCUGCCGGGAGCCAGCAAGUCCAACAAGCUACGGACAAAAACCCUGCGGAACACUCGGAACCCUGUCUGGAAUGAGACCCUUGUGUACCACGGCAUCACGGACGAGGACAUGCAGAGGAAGACCCUCAGGAUCUCCGUCUGUGACGAGGACAAAUUCGGCCACAAUGAGUUCAUUGGGGAGACCAGAUUCUCGCUCAAGAAACUGAAGCCCAACCAGAGGAAGAAUUUCAAUAUUUGUCUGGAGCGGGUGAUCCCCAUGAAGCGUGCAGGGACCACGGGGUCGGCCCGCGGCAUGGCGCUCUACGAGGAGGAGCAGCAGGUGGAGCGCAUUGGCGACAUUGAGGAACGUGGCAAGAUCCUGGUGUCCCUGAUGUACAGCACACAGCAGGGGGGCCUCAUCGUGGGCAUCGUGCGCUGCGUGCACCUGGCCGCCAUGGACGCCAACGGCUACUCGGACCCAUUUGUCAAGCUCUGGCUGAAACCAGACAUGGGGAAGAAGGCCAAACACAAGACUCAGAUUAAAAAGAAAACCUUGAAUCCUGAAUUUAACGAGGAGUUUUUCUACGACAUCAAACACAGUGACCUGGCCAAGAAGUCGCUGGACAUCUCUGUCUGGGACUACGACAUCGGGAAGUCCAACGACUACAUCGGAGGCUGCCAGCUGGGGAUCUCAGCCAAGGGAGAGCGUCUGAAACACUGGUACGAGUGUCUGAAAAACAAAGACAAGAAGAUCGAGCGCUGGCACCAGCUUCAGAACGAGAACCACGUGUCCAGCGAUUAGGGUCCUGGCCCCACCUCCCCGUCCCGCCCCACUCCCGGGUCCCCCCCAGCCACCCCUGGCACCCCGGUCUCUCUUCUCUGUGCCUACCUCCCCCUGCUCUCCCUGACCCUGCCUUCUAGGACCCCCUCACCUUGGGCACUGCUGCCAAAGACCUCUGCCCCCCACCCAGUGCUGGGCUGCAGGCUCUGAACGCAGCCCCUCUCUGGUCCCAAGGAUGAAGUGGCAGGGCUGGGGCUGGGGAGGUGUUUACAGGGAGGUGGUUCACUUCACAACCUCCCCGCGUAGGUGGACCGCAGAGGCUCACCUGCGUCUGGAACUGUCUGUGGACCCUCCUGGCCUUCAACACGUGCCCAGGAGGUCCCUUGCCGGGGUCCCGUCUGUGUGUGAGGGCAGCAUGGGGUGGAGGCAGAGCAGGCAGCGUCCCCAUGGCUCCUCCACACCCCCCGCGAUGGCCAGAGGACGCC